This is a messenger RNA of Bacillus rossius redtenbacheri, 5029 nucleotides long. Its product is annotated as methyl farnesoate epoxidase-like. The transcript has 9 exons. Gene Ontology annotation, biological process: xenobiotic metabolic process. Gene Ontology annotation, cellular component: cytoplasm; intracellular membrane-bounded organelle. Bases 100 to 1554 code for a protein of 484 amino acids. The record is from RefSeq and is a predicted model, not a curated record. NCBI's taxonomy places the organism in Eukaryota, Metazoa, Arthropoda, Insecta, Phasmatodea, Bacillidae. Gene Ontology annotation, molecular function: iron ion binding; heme binding; oxidoreductase activity, acting on paired donors, with incorporation or reduction of molecular oxygen, reduced flavin or flavoprotein as one donor, and incorporation of one atom of oxygen.
CGAGCCUCGCCGCUGGCUCAGCUGCCGCGCCCGGCCUCCUGAUUGGCUGCCGCCGCGCACACAGCAGAGCACGAGUGGUUGUUCGCCCCAGAGGCCGCCAUGUGGCUCGCGGCUGUUCUGGCGCUGUGCAUCGUGGUCCUGCUAUGGCUGAGGACGCGGCGACCCAGGAGGUUCCCGCCUGGUCCUCCGAGCCUGCCGCUGAUCGGCUCGCUGCUGUCGGCGCCCAGGCGGCUCGUGCACCUCAAGAUGGCGGAGUGGCGCGGGCAGUACGGCCCGCUGGUGGGCCUCAUGAUGGGCUCGCAGCCCAUGGUGCUGGCGUGCGGGCCCGAGGCCGCGCGCGAGAUGCUGCGCCGCGAGGAGUUCCAGGGCCGCCCGGACGGCUUCUUCUUCAGGGAGCGCUCCUUCGGCCAGAGGCUCGGUGUGAUAUUCAGUGACGGUCCCUUCUGGGUGGAGCAGCGACGCUUCACGCUGCGUCACCUCCGGGACCUGGGCUUCUCCAAGUCCAUCAUGACGACAGUGAUGCACGACGAGUUUGAAGAGCUCGCCAGGGAGAUGAAGGAACAAGGAAUUGUGCAGGUGUCGGGCCGGUUCAACCUGGCCGUGGUGAACGUGCUGUGGGCCGUGGUGGCCGGCCAGCGCUUCAGUCACGACGACCGCCGCCUGCUGGUGGUGCUGGACCGCCUUCAGCGCGCCUUCAGGGCCGGAGACCCCGCGGGCAACCUCUACUCCGUUCUCCCCGCGCUCAGACACCUCGCGCCGAGCAAGUCGGGCUACCGCCUCAGCAAGCAGUCCAUCGCGGAGAUACAGCAGCUGCUCAGGGAAAUAAUCCAGGACCAUGAAAAAAAGCUUCAUAUUGACCACCCAAGAGAUUUCAUCGACAUUUAUUUGAGAGAAAUACAAAUGCAUAAAGGAAAUGGAAAUUCAACUUUCACAGAGGAGGGCCUGAUCACACUUUGCCUGGACCUCUUCACGGCUGGCUCUGAAACCGUCAGCAACACCCUGGGUUUCUGCCUGCUCUACAUGGUGCUGUACCCAGAAGUUCAGAAAACUGCUCAAGAAGAACUGGACAGAGAAGUAGGAAGCCGAAAGCCUCUUCUGGAAGACCGAAUUAGGCUUCCCUACGUGGAGGCGGUGCUGGCCGAGGUGACCCGGAUCAACGGAGUUGCCCCCGUGACGGCUCCCCACCGCUGCACCCAGGACACCAGCUUCCUGGGCUACGUCGUCCCCAAGGACGCCAUGGUGAUGGCGAGCCUGCACUCUCUGCACCACGACCAGGAGCACUGGGGCGACCCGGAGGUGUUCCGCCCGGCCCGCUUCCUCGACGCCGAGGGCAACUACGUGCGCGACGACUGGUGCUGCGUGUUCAGCCUGGGCAAGCGCGCCUGCCUGGGCGAGGCGCUGGCGCGCAACUCGCUGUUCGUGUUCUUCGCCUGCCUGCUGCAGGAGUUCUCCUUCAGCCUGCCCGAGGGCGACCCGCCGCCGUCCACGUGGCCGCAGUCCGGCCUCACGACGGCUCCUCAGCCCUUCCGCGUGCGCGUGUCCUGCCGCGCCUGAGGACCUCUUACCACGGCAAGUGUCCUGCCGCGCCUGAGGACCUCUUAUACUUGCGCGUGUCCUGCCGGGCCUGAGGACCUCUUCCACGGCGCGUGUCCUGCCGCGCCUGAGGACCUCUUCCACGUGCGCGUGUCCUGCAGGGCCUGAGGACCUCUUAUACUUGCGCGUGUCCUGCCGGGCCUGAUGACCUCUUAUACUUGCGCGUGUCCUGCCGCGCCUGAGGACCUCUUACCACGGCAAGUGUCCUGCAGGGCCUGAGGACCUCUUCCACGGCGCGUGUCCUGCCGUGCCUGAUGACCUCUUCCACGGCGCGUGUCCUGCCGGGCCUGAUGACCUCUUCCACGGCGCGUGUCCUGCCGGGCCUGAGGACCUCUUCCACGGCGCGUGUCCUGCCGUGCCUGAGGACCUCUUCCACGGCGCGUGUCCUGCCGCGCCUGAGGACCUCUUAUACUUGCGCGUGUCCUGCCGGGCCUGAUGACCUCUUCCACGGCGCGUGUCCUGCCGGGCCUGAUGACCUCUUCCACGGCGCGUGUCCUGCCGGGCCUGAGGACCUCUUCCACGGCGCGUGUCCUGCCGUGCCUGAGGACCUCUUCCACGGCGCGUGUCCUGCCGCGCCUGAGGACCUCUUAUACUUGCGCGUGUCCUGCCGGGCCUGAUGACCUCUUCCACGGCGCGUGUCCUGCCGGGCCUGAUGACCUCUUCCACGGCGCGUGUCCUGCCGGGCCUGAUGACCUCUUAUACUUGCGCGUGUCCUGCCGGGCCUGAUGACCUCUUCCACGGCGCGUGUCCUGCCGGGCCUGAGGACCUCUUCCACGGCGCGUGUCCUGCCGCGCCUGAGGACCUCUUCCACGGUGCGUGUCCUGCCGGGCCUGAGGACCUCUUAUACUUGCGCGUGUCCUGCCGGGCCUGAUGACCUCUUCCACGGCGCGUGUCCUGCCGGGCCUGAGGACCUCUUCCACGGCGCGUGUCCUGCCGCGCCUGAGGACCUCUUCCACGGCGCGUGUCCUGCCGGACCUGAGGACCUCUUCCACGGCGCGUGUCCUGCCGCGCCUGAGGACCUCUUCCACGGCGCGUGUCCUGCCGGGCCUGAGGACCUCUUCCACGGCGCGUGUCCUGCCGGGCCUGAUGACCUCUUCCACGGCGCGUGUCCUGCCGGGCCUGAGGACCUCUUCCACGGCGCGUGUCCUGCCGGACCUGAGGACCUCUUCCACGGCGCGUGUCCUGCCGGGCCUGAGGACCUCUUCCACGGCGCGUGUCCUGCCGGGCCUGAUGACCUCUUCCACGGCGCGUGUCCUGCCGGGCCUGAGGACCUCUUCCACGGCGCGUGUCCUGCCGCGCCUGAGGACCUCUUCCACGGCGCGUGUCCUGCCGGACCUGAGGACCUCUUCCACGGCGCGUGUCCUGCCGCGCCUGAGGACCUCUUCCACGGCGCGUGUCCUGCAGGGCCUGAGGAAUUCUUCCACGGCGCGUGUCCUGCCGCGCCUGAGGACCUCUUCCACGGCGCGUGUCCUGCCGCGCCUGAAGACCUCUGCCACGUGCACGUGUCCUGCCGCGACUGAGGACCUCUUAUACUUGCGCGUGUCUUGCCGGGCCUGAGGACCUCUUAUACUUGCGCGUGUCCUGCCGGGCCUGAUGACCUCUUCCACAGCGCGUGUCCUGCCGCGCCUGAGGACCUCUUACCACGGCAAGUGUCCUGUAGGGCCUAAAAACCUCUUCCACGGCGCGUGUCCUGCCGGGCCUGAUGACCUCUUCCACGUGCGUGUGUCCUGCCACGCCUGAGGACCUCUUCCACGUGCGUGUGUCCUGCAGGGCCUGAGGACCUCUUCCACGGCACGUGUCCUGCCGGGCCUGAUGACCUCUUCCACGUGCGUGUGUCCUGCCGGGCCUGAGGACCUCUUCCACGGCGCGUGUCCUGCCGGGCCUGAGGACCUCUUAUACUUGCGCGUGUCCUGCCGGGCCUGAGGACCUCUUCCACAGCGCGUGUCCUGCCGGGCCUGAGGACCUCUUAUACUUGCGCGUGUCCUGCCGGGCCUGAGGACCUCUUCCACGGCGCGAUGUUCUUGGACUGUGGUGGGCAUAACCAUGCGCUCCUGCCUGCCUCCGUUGACUCGUUUAACAUUAGCGAGUACCUAAGGGAAUGGGCGAACAAUUGUCAGCACCUGCUACUCGUUCGGCUAAUUGUCUCCGUAUAUUUUCUCUCGGUACGUUCAAACAUUCCCAUGUAGGAUUUAUACAAAUAUGCUUGUUUGUAUAUUUGAGUACUCGUACUUUGUUACAAUUCCAAUGUUUCUUCUGAAGAACUCUUCCAUAUCCAACACUUUUUUAAGAGAGCAAAUUUUUUAAAAUAAAUUUUAUGUAGUAAAAAUAAUGUCUGUUCAGGUUAUUUUGGUUUCUCUUUACUGGCAACAUUUUAUACAUUAGCUUGUAAUAUUGCUCUUUAUGUUUAGAUAUUUAGGAUUAAAUAAUUAAUGGGAUAAUCUACAAUCUGAAAGAAAAGUGGUUGAGUUGGUGACAGAAAAUACAUUGUAAACUAUAAGAGAAUGUAACGAUUGUAACUGUGUAUUUUAUAUUUUGGUGGUAGUAGUUUAUUAUUUGUGUGUCUUACGGGCUGUGAGCCGAGUCGCAGGCGUCGAGAGGGAUCAACGCCAGUGAUGGGCGUGUUUGGAAACCUGGGACGCGAUGACCGUUUCGAAUUUACGUUAACGAACUAUGGUUUUCGACACUACUACGUAUUUUGCAUGAUGACGACGUUUUCCAUUUGGUGUGAUUCACACUGAAUGGAGUGAGAGUGUACCAUCAUGGCACGCCUUCUGUCAACGGAGUGUGCACAUUUUGCACACAAUAACGAGGUAUCUGCAGCCCUUUGUCGGGACUCCUGAUGAAGAAUUAAAUUGCCUAAGUUAUUCCUCAACUUUACCGCCUGAGUUUUGAAAAGUUUUAUAUAAUUUGCAAAUUUAAAAUUUAAACUAAAAAAUCUAAAUGUCUUGUUUAGUGGCAACGUCAAAUGAAGAGCCCGUGUGUGCACUAGUAAUAACUUGAAGGCAAUCUUUAAAAAAGGCCUUUCAAAUUUCAAAACGACGUGAACUAAUGAGAAAGUAACGUAAUUUUAAAGAAAUGGUAAAUCCACACGCGCAUUAAGAGAACUGGAACAAUUAAUUCAAAUCAAAGCCUGGGCUUAAGCAAAGUAAUUUUGUAUAAUAUGUAAUUGUUAUAGUUUAUGUCAUGUAACCACAAUAAUGUUUUUAUUUUCAUUCUUUUAGGUUUUUUUAAUUGCCAUGUUUCUUAAGUAUAAUGGUAAUCAUUUAAUUAAUUGUUCAUUCUACUAUGGUAGUUCUAUUUUUAGUUUUAUUAUUUAGUUUUAUUUUGGAUUUGUCCUUUUUGCAAUAACAAAUUCGCCGUCCUGGUAUUAUUGUAUAAAGAAAAUACCUGUUAGUGUUAAGCGAUGUAUUAUAAGAAUAAAAAAACUUAAUUCAUA